This is a messenger RNA of Kwoniella mangroviensis CBS 8507, 414 nucleotides long. RefSeq lists its product as uncharacterized. The transcript has 2 exons. The record is from RefSeq and is a predicted model, not a curated record. Lineage: Eukaryota; Fungi; Basidiomycota; Tremellomycetes; Tremellales; Cryptococcaceae. Bases 1 to 414 code for a protein of 137 amino acids.
AUGGGUACCGGAGGACUUCUUGGUUUCAUCAUUGCCGGAAAGCGGACUGCAUGUUACAACCAUUAUGAUUCCUAUCCUGACACCUUAGGAGUGCGAAUCGUCAUGUUCAUCUUGGGACUCACACCUGAGCAAAGACAGUCGAUGAUCGAGCGAUUGAAGGAGAUCAUAUGGAUCGAUGAAGAACUUGAUUCACCACCUUCCGAAGGACUCUUCCAAUACUACACUUCCAAAGACUUCCAUUUGGACUCGUAUGAAAAGGAGGAGAAGCUGAAAUGUCCUGCCGAGUUCGAACAUCGACGACGUACCCCUCACACUUGGUCUGAGCUCCUCAGAGGAAUGCAAGGUGCCCCAUGUCUCCCCAUGUCUCCCGGAGAUUCUCAGUGGCGAACUCAAGCAUCUCAUCGACCGAAUUAG